Chiloscyllium plagiosum (whitespotted bambooshark) is the source of this 1486-nucleotide messenger RNA. RefSeq names its product lysosomal protective protein. The record is from RefSeq and is a predicted model, not a curated record. Gene Ontology annotation, molecular function: serine-type carboxypeptidase activity. NCBI's taxonomy places the organism in Eukaryota, Metazoa, Chordata, Chondrichthyes, Orectolobiformes, Hemiscylliidae. Gene Ontology annotation, biological process: proteolysis.
GGGGCCGCCGGAGCAUUCCUGUAGUGCUUCCCUCAGCAACAAACAUGAGGUGGUGUUUGCUGUUGCUGUGUGUUCGGGGCUGCUUCGGCUCUUACUCCCCAGAUGAAGUCCUGAGCUUACCUGGUCUGAGCAGCCGCUUAAACUUCAGGCAGUGGUCCGGGUACCUUCAGGCGUCUCCAGGCAAACAUCUCCACUACUGGUUUGUGACGUCUCAGCGAAACCCAGUCAAAGACCCUAUGGUCCUGUGGCUGAACGGUGGGCCUGGGUGCAGUUCCUUAGAUGGAUUCCUCUCUGAAAAUGGACCUCUGCACGUGAAUGAUGAUGGCAGCACACUCUACAUCAAUAAAUACAGCUGGAAUAAAGUGGCCAAUGUUCUCUACCUGGAGUCCCCGGCCGGAGUUGGUUUCUCCUACUCGGAUGAUCAAAACUAUGCCACCAACGAUGAUGAGGUUGCAGAAAACAAUUACCUGGCCCUGCAGGAUUUCUUCAGUAAGUUCCCCAACUUCACAAGCAAUGAUUUCUACAUCUUUGGUGAAAGCUAUGGAGGCAUCUAUACACCGACCCUGAGCCUGAAAAUUGUGGAUGGACCAGCUAAGAUUAACUUCAAGGGCUUUGCAGUUGGGAAUGGACUAAGCAGCUUAUAUUAUAAUGACCAGUCACUCGUCUACUUUGGAUAUUACCAUGGACUCUUUGGGGACACAUUGUGGAACAGACUGAACAGAUACUGCUGCAAGAAUGGAUCCUGCAACUUCUUCAACAACACCAACAUUAACUGCCGAGAAACGUUGGAGGAAGUCUUUAUGAUAAUCUACAACAGUGGGCUCAACAUGUAUUCACUGUACAUGGACUGUGCUGGUGGAGUACAGAAAAAUAACAUGCGCUUCCUCAAAGACCUUCAGAGCCUCUUCCAAUUUUACCAGUUUGAAGUAAUGGAGGACUCCAAUGAUUCCAGUAACUUGGUUCCUCCGUGUAUUAACGGUACAGCUCAGAAUGCAUGGCUAAAUCGUGCAGAUGUGAGAAAAGCCCUUCAUAUUCCACAAUUUGUCCCAACAUGGGAUAUCUGCAGUGAUGUGGUUGGUGAAAAGUAUGAGCGUGUCUAUGCCACAAUGCGUGACUUCUACGUGAAGCUGCUCAGUAAGGGUCUCCGUGUGCUGGUCUACAAUGGGGACACGGACAUGGCUUGCAAUUUCCUGGGCGAUAACUGGUUUGUUCAGUCAUUGAAUCAGAAGAAAACUCAAGACUAUCAACCGUGGAUUUACAAUAAACAGAUCGCAGGGUUUUACGAACAGUUCGGGAACCUUACUUUCCUGACUGUCAAGGGGGCUGGACACAUGGUACCACAGUGGGCACCAGCACAAGCUUUGAAGAUGUUUGAAUCUUUCCUGUCCAACUCUGCAUACUGAUGAGGCUGCUGCCUCACCCUGAGUGUUUGUUGUCUACCUUGUUGCCUUAUUAUCAGCCACUUGUUAAAUCUUUUCUUUCUUUC